Messenger RNA from Suillus clintonianus, 2602 nucleotides. Its product is annotated as transcriptional repressor TCF25-domain-containing protein. The record is from RefSeq and is a predicted model, not a curated record. Lineage: Eukaryota; Fungi; Basidiomycota; Agaricomycetes; Boletales; Suillaceae. Gene Ontology annotation, cellular component: RQC complex. The transcript is spliced from 10 exons. The coding region runs from base 80 to 2437 and encodes 785 amino acids. Gene Ontology annotation, biological process: ribosome-associated ubiquitin-dependent protein catabolic process; rescue of stalled cytosolic ribosome.
AUCUGGGCUUGCCAGGGAGAAACGGCGGAAGAUUAGAUAACAAAAGAUAACUAUAGCUUUUAUUGACCACAACGUACACAUGCCCGCCCGAAUUAACAAGCGACAGCAACGCGAGCAGGAAGAGCUUCUUGCGCUCGCAAACCAACCUGCUGCGGCCGCUGACGCAGACAGCGAGGAGGAACCAGCACCUGGACCGAUAGCGCCCUCGGGGUUUGCAGCGCUUUUUACUGCAGAAAGUGACCAUGAUGUACCUGAGAGCGAUGACGAAACAUCCAAGCCCACAAAGGCAAAGAAGGCAAAGAAGAAGAAGAAGAAACCAACAGCAUCGGAUGCACCGACAAGCCCUCAGCAGAGUAAACCCGCCGAGGUACCGAAGCCCCAGCAGCCUAAAUCCGCAAAGAAAGGCAAGGGAAAAGAGAAGAAGAAAGGCGAUCUGGAUGAUCUAGACACGGCGCUCGCAGAGCUUUCCCAGAAAUACCCAGAACUUCAAAGCGUGGCAACUUCCUCGUCCUCGACCACUCGCAACGCAUCCCUUGCAUCCCUUCUAUCCGUCUCAGUGUCCAACCUCGAUGCAGAAGCGGAGAUGCGCAAGUUUUUUGGCGCAAGAGCUGUCAUAGCUGCAAAGUCUUCCGAAAAUUCCUCCUCUGGUGGCUCAAAAAAACGGAGGGGUAUUGCUUCAGCACAAACUCAGCGUUCACAACUCACACGGCCGCAUCCUUCAUGGAGCAUGAUCAAGCAACGUGAAGGCCUCUCUUCUCGCCCAUUGACCGACGAGGAGGUACAAAAGAAGGUCGCAGAUCGAAAUAGCCCAGCCGCAGGGGACAAGUGGUGGACUGUUGAGUACAGUAAGAGGUACAAGGGUGUCACAAAGACCUUUAUGCAGGCCGUGAUGUCAGGAGAUCCUGAAGCGCUUUGGAGAGUUUUGCAGAAACUCCCAUGGCAUGGCGAUACACUGCUACAGCUAGCAGAGGUAUAUCGCCAUAGAGAAGAAUACAGUCAAGCUGUUGAAUACGUGGAUCGAGCGCUCUUUGCAUAUGAACGCGCUUUCUUAGGGGCGUUCAGCUUCGCGAACGGGCUCAACCGCCUCGACUUCAAUUGCGUCGAGAAUCGUCCAUUCUUCCUUGCGUUGCAUCGGCAGGUCACUGAUCUCCAGCGUCGCGGAUGCAUACGCACCGCGUUCGAGUUUGGACGCCUUCUAUACUCCCUCGAGCCAUGGACAGACCCGCACGGUGUCUUGUUCCAUCUGGACUUCGUUUCCAUCAAAUCAGGGAUGGGACAAUGGCUCUUGGACAUAUACUCCGAGUUCGCUGGAACAAAGACAGCAUUCGAGGAUCAUUUGAAUCCGAGUGUGCUGCCUGGAUGGGCGUAUGCGAGAGCCCUGGCGCUUUUUGCGAGGGAAAAGGCAGGUGGGGGGCAGAGCAUGUGCAGCAGUAUGGACGCACUGAAGCAGGCUAUGCUAGCCUUCCCAGAGGUGGUACCACUGCUGGCUGACAAGUGUGAUAUUUCACUGUCUCCAGAGCUGCGCGGGCACAGAGCAUUCCGGAUACACACCGACGGAAUUGGGCUAUCACCUGCUCAAAGCGUUCUCCACCUCCUAUCUCAUCUUUAUGCUCAAAAAUCCGCACCUCUCUGGAAAUCCGCUGCACAUGUAAAAUGGUUCGAAAGCACCGCUAAUGAAAUCCGAACGUCGCUCAACGCCCAACGCUUCAAUCCGACUCGUGAGCGGUUCCUCCAAAUGUACGCCUCGACAACGCUCCGCUACUCUGUCUAUCGACACAUUAUUGUUCUUGAGCAAAGCUUCCGGAACCUCACCCCCUUCAUCCCACGCUCUGUCUUGCUAGCGAAACAGCUCGCAUGCGAUCCGCUCCCACCACUGACAGCAUCCUCUGAAUACAACGACGCUUUCUUUGCAGGCGCGGAAGAGAUCUUCAGCGUGCGUCCUCGUCGACGGGACGCGCGGGCGUUGGAGAGGCUCAUCCCAGAUGCAGGCAUCAGGGCGCAAAUCGAAGCGCUGUUCGAUGCGAAUCCUGGACUGGCGGGGCAGUUGCCUGGUGGCGUGGUGCAGUUUGUCCAGAUGAUGGCGGAUAUGCCGGAUGAAGCGUUGGACGAUAUGAUGCUUGGCCUUGCGAUGGAUGGGGAGGGUGGUGUACCAGGUGGGGGUAUGCCAGGCGGAUUGCCGUUGGAGGGUGAUGAUGAUCUGCUGGACUUCGACCCUAUGCCUCCGAGAGGUGAAGUGGAAGCGGCGCCAGCGUUGGCAGUUGAGGAUGAAAGCGAGGGAGAUGAGGAAGAUGAAGACGAGGAUGAGUACAUUGCUCCCAUGCCCAUACGGGUUGUGAGGAAUCUGCUGAAUAGAUUUUGGGGAGGUGGCGGGGCUACGGCUGACAGUGAUGGAUCUGAUAGUGAUGCUGAGGAACGGGACCACGACGGUGUUGACUAGGGGUAUGCGCGAGUGUUUGAUUCUACGCGAGUGUACUUUUAACCCCUUCCGUGUCAACCAUUAAGUACCUUUGAGCACGGAUUUCACGGAGAGCCUGAAUUUACUGGUAGAAUGUGUCUGGCAUUGUAACCACCCAAGUCCAUCUACGAAAGUAAAAUUAAAAUG